AAUGUCCAAUUAGUGUUGUUCUCUCUCUCCCCCCGUCACCCAGAGAGAGAGAGACCAGGUCCCUGUCCCUGUCUUCACUGUAGAGACUCAGCCUCGGUUGUGGACAAGUAAAGCAAUGUACAAAUCGCAACUGCAAGAGCUGUGCCACCGGCGAUUAUGGAACUUGCCGGACUAUCAGAUGACCAAAGAAGGACCCGUUCACAAUCCUCGCUAUAGUGCUAACAUCAUCAUCAAUGGGGUUGAAUUUCAGACGCCGUCGCCUUGCAGAACCUCCAAAGAAGCCCAAAAUAAUGUAGCCAAGCUCGCAUGCGAGCACUUCUCUCACCCAAAGUCCGAACCUUCUUCCUCUCCCCUGGCUUCGAAUUCUUCUUCUGUUCCUCAAUCUUCUCUGCCUCAGCCUUCGUUUCCGCAGCCGUCUUUUCCGCCAACUCCGUUUUCUCUUCCGCAGCCUUCAGCUCCGACAUCUACUGCUUCAUCUUCUCCAGCCAUUGGUGUUGUUGAGACACUUUACAAAAAAAAUGUGACAAAACCCGAGGUGCCAAAUGCAUCCCAACCGAUUGAGAUGAAAAUGCCUAUCGCAUCAGAAAAAGAUAACAUAACAACUGGGAAUCAGAAGAAUGAUUCAAUGAGUUCUGUGAUAGACAUGCAGCGUUUGUAUAAGAAUCAGCUACAAAACUAUUCUCAAAAAAGAAACCUAAAUCUGCCUGAAUAUUCUACUGAGCGGGAGGGUCCUCCUCAUGCCAGUCGUUUUAAGUGUAAAGUCACAAUAGAUGGGCAAACUUUUGAGAGUCCUCAAUUUUUCCCUACAUUGAAGGAUGCUGAACAUGCAGCUGCAAAAGUUGCUCUGAUGUCAUUGCAAGUUGCUGGAGCUCAAGAGGAUGAUAUCGGCUUAUACAAGAACCUUUUACAAGAACUAAUUCAAAAGGAAGGACUUCGUUUACCUGUUUAUAGCACUACUAAAUCUGGGGAGGCUCAUAUGCCCACAUUUGUUUCAAAUGUGGAGAUAGAAGGAGUGCUUUAUACUGGACAAGAAGCAAAAACCAAGAAACAGGCUGAGAUGAGCGCAGCCAAAGUUGCUUACACAAAUUUAAAAGAACGCAAAGGUAAGCUAAAUCAGAGCUCUUUGAUUCAGCCCCCUCCUCAUCGAACAAAGGCUCCUGCAUUGUCAUCUUGCAGCUCAGAGUCAACUGUCCCAACUCACCAACACCAUGCCAAUUCAAAGUCUCCUAUUAGUUAUAACCCUAACUCGGUGACUCAGAACCAAUAUCAGGACAAGGCUACAGAUUGCGCUGCAGAAGUUAAAAGCUAUCACACUGCUCACCCAUUUUCAGAACACGUCACAGUUACAAGUGGCAGAGAUUCUGCUUCAUCUGAAAUUACUACUGGCCGUGUAGAAACCGCUUACAUAUCAAAUGUCCAGUCUUCACCUUCACUCUCUAAGAGCGACAAUUUGGCAAGAGGCUCAGAUGGCAAGCCUUCAAGUGCAGCUAACACCUCAACCUGCAAAAAGGUUACUGUUUACUCACGCAAGACAAACGUCGAGAUUGCUUCAGGGGGCACUGUCUUGUCGAUAAGUGACGAGAACUGGGUUGCUUACUCCUAUCCUGAGUGAGAUUUGCGAGGUGCAGGCUCAAACUGGCAUCAUAGGUUGGAAGCGAACCGAAUUGAAACAAAUACUAAAUGUGCCGUGGUUAUUGCCAGAGGUUUGCUUUUGACUAUGAUGUCUCUAUUUUUGUUCUUAAACAUCAUUGUAAUUACCUUGUCAAAAUAAUAAUGAGGGUAAUCAUGGGGAUUACAGGUCAUAAUUUUUCUAUCCUUGGCUCUGAAUUACAGGUCUAGGUUAGAUUUUGUAAAAUAAUGCUUCUUGUCGUCAGACACUCCACCCUUAUUGAGCACAUUUUAACUUGUACAAAAUCAUGACAUCUUCUGAUUUUUUUUUAA
This is a messenger RNA of Prosopis cineraria, 1941 nucleotides long. Its product is annotated as double-stranded RNA-binding protein 1-like. Lineage: Eukaryota; Viridiplantae; Streptophyta; Magnoliopsida; Fabales; Fabaceae. The transcript is spliced from 6 exons. The record is from RefSeq and is a predicted model, not a curated record. Bases 116 to 1612 code for a protein of 498 amino acids. Gene Ontology annotation, molecular function: double-stranded RNA binding.